Messenger RNA from Eucalyptus grandis, 2012 nucleotides. RefSeq lists its product as uncharacterized. The record is from RefSeq and is a predicted model, not a curated record. NCBI's taxonomy places the organism in Eukaryota, Viridiplantae, Streptophyta, Magnoliopsida, Myrtales, Myrtaceae. Bases 203 to 1609 code for a protein of 468 amino acids. Gene Ontology annotation, molecular function: DNA binding. The transcript has 3 exons.
CCCACCACUGCAUAAGUUCGUGAUUUGGUCAUUCUUCACCCUUCAGGUGCCGCACAGUGUGAGAGAUUUCGCUUCCCUCUGCUUCCGAUUCAGCGUAAGUUCGUGAUUUCGUCGCUCUUCCCUCUUCAGGCUUCACGGCGCGGGAGAAAUAUCGCUCCUCUCUGCGUCUUCUUCGUGCUAUAAUCAGGCCGAGGAAGUAGACAUGGUUAGAAAGAGAGAUCAAUUUUGGGAUUGUGCAAAGAAAGAAGAUGGCAAAUUUAUGUGCAAUUUCUGCCACAAAACAUUUCCCGGCGGUGUUUCAAGACUUAAGUCGCAUUUAUCUGGAAUUAGAGGCGGUGGUAUAGACAUAUGCACCGAGGUCUCUGAAGAUGUUCGAGUUGCCGCUGCUGAAGCAAUUUCUGCUAAUCCUCACAAGAGAGCCAAGGCUGAAGCCUGUUCAGUUAAGACCGAGGAGACUUUGCCAAAAAUGCUCAUCAGUAAGGAUGGCGUUUUACUGGAUAAAUUGCUCGCUAAGUUCAUCCUGUUGAAUGAUCUCGAUAUUGAUAUUAUGCGGAGGCCAUCCUUCAUUAACUAUGUGAAUGCCGUGGCUGAACAUGGUUCUAGUUAUAGGUUACCAUGUUGUUCGGAAGUCAAAACAAAGUUAGUGCCUGAUUUGAAAGAGGAAAUUGGAGAGCAAGUGGCAAAUGUGAAGAAAUCAUGGGUUAGAACUGGCUGUACACUCAUUUCUGCUAUUUCAUGUGAUGAGGAUAGAUGCUUCAUUUAUUUCCUUGCCUAUUCUGCUGAAGGGAUGGUACUAUUGAAGACGUUGGAAAUCCCCAAAGAUGAGUUAACAACAUGCGCUUUGCUGUGGGAGGCUGAUGAGCAGGGUGAUACUUUAUAUUCUAUCUUUCAAGAAAGGGAAUGCAUUGUGCAGUACAUAACUAACACUGCUCAGAAAUUACGUAAUGAGGAUAUCUUCAUUAGCAAUUAUCCCAAUUUGUACCAGACUAAUUGCGUUGCCUUUGAAAUACAUGCACUCUUUAAGGAUAUUUACAAUAAUAUCAAAUGGAUUAGAAAGGUAUUUGAUCAAGCAAAAGUGGUUGUCGCUAAAGUUCACAGGCAUGAUGAUGGCAUCUUGUUAUCAAUGAAGCAGUUGUUCACAAACAACUGGGAGUUGAAACAAUCAUCAACAACCAAAUUUUACUCAAACUAUUGUAUGCUCCAAUCAAUCAUGGGGGUUGAAAAAGAGCUGCAGUUGCUUGUUUCAUCACCUGAGUGGCUUUCGUUGGGCUUUGAGAAGGAUGAAUCAGGCGUAGAAGUGGGUGAAAUCCUUCACAGUUCUGAAUUUUGGAGUGAAGGGAAAGAAGUCGCGCAUGCCUUAGAACCGAUAUUUCAAGUACUAUGUCUAGUUGAUAGCUACAGUGCUACUUCUGGGUUCUUGUAUGCAGCUGUGGAAAUGGCGGAGGAGGCUAUUAGACAAAUAUAUGAGACUGAUGUACAUAAGUAUCAGAGAUUAUGGGCAUUUUCAAGCUACGGAAGAGUAAUAUCAUUCAUCCAAUACAUGCUGCUGCUGCUUUUCUUAACCCUGCUUACUUUUGUAGCGAGAAGUUUAAAGAGAACAAUGCAAUGAAACAGGGCAUAGAUUUCAUAUUGGAAAAAUUGGUAGGUGGUCAAGAAAAGGCAAAAUUUGUGCAAGAUAUGCUGCUCUAUCGUAGGAAAGAGCCAAAGUUGUUCAAUUGUACAGCAAUGACGAUGUCACAAACAUCUCACCCUUGUGACUGGUGGGACUUUUGCGGUGAUGACCUUCCUGUAUUGAAGAAGUAUGCAAUUCAAAUCCUAGGCCAACCCUGCAGCACUUCUUUCUGCAGGCUGACUUUGAGUGCAUUAGAAAGUGCUCAUACCGAGAAGAUGAGCCCUUGCAUGCCUGCAAUGAAGGAGGAUUAUUCAAGGACAAAUGCGUUACUGAUGGAGAAUUUCAACACAAUGAAAGAAAAAAUUAAAAAGCCACUUGACCUUGAGAAACUCGGUGAACU